CGAACCCAACCCUGAAGCCGUGCGCUGGUCCUCCUCGUCCUCCUCCUCCUCCUCCGUAGCCAUUUUGGCUCAAGGCUCAAUGAUUUAGAUUCACACUCGAGAUCAUAUACUUGCUUCUUCCAUGGUCUGCACGACGAUGAUUCGCGUGGGAUGUUUGGUGGCCUGUGCCGCUGUGGCGAGCGGGCUCCAUACCGACACGGGCGCCCUGACCCAGCUCCGGGGGUCCAAUCAUUCGGUCCUCAUCCUGGGAUGCUCUGUAGACAGGAACGCCGUGGAGAGCUUCUGCGGCAAGGUCGACAGGUUUUACCGCGUGGGGUGCUACGACGAGGAGCGCCAGCUCAACAUCGGCUUCGUCUUCCACCCCGGGGUGGGCAUCAACGGUGACCUGCAGCCGCCCUUUUACAACCGCACCCAGUGGGGCUCCAAGAUAGGGCAGCCUAUAUCCGACGUCAAGGUCCUGCGCAAGUGGUCCUCGAGCAUGGUGGGAGAGCUGUUCCCCGACAUGGUCGUGGUGGACAGCUCCCUGUGGGACCUGUCGACCUGGGCCUCGUGGGGCAUGAGAAACGUGACGGCAGACCGGCUGCGCCAGUGGGGCAUGCGUGAUCUGAAGAAUGAAUUGGCCCGCGUGUCCGAGGCAUACAACAAGAGCCGCAUCGUCUUCAGGACUGCGCCCGCAGUGUACAAGACAAAGUGGGUCGUUAGUGACGCAGGACUCGUGUACAAGGAUGUGGCGGCAAUCUCGAAUGAUGGAAUCCGCAUGAUGCAGAGGGAGCUGAGGAAGCACAUCAAGGACGGCAAGCUGUACGGCAAGUACGAGGUGAUCGACUACAGCCAGAUCAUGGACGAUCUUAUCCAGGAGCGCGGGGCCGACGAUCCGUCCCUGUGGCUGAAGGACGGGUACCAUCCCAGUGCGGAGCCCUCCCGACGCUACCUCAACGAGAUCUUCCGCCUCAUGGACCUGGCGACGGUGGAGAAGAAGGUGGAGGUGGACGGCUUCCAGCGGCGGUGGGCGGCGGCCGCUGGCGACAGGGACGAGGCGGGCGAUCUGCCGUGAGCGCUGCGGCCAUUCCCUCGCCAGCCCGAUUGCCCGAAUUGUGAAGAUGGGCCCGGUGGUUCUCACUUCACUGGAAAUAAAAAUGAGGCUUCUCGGAUCGGCGCCGAGCUCCCCUCCCCGGAGGCGCGCCCCCGCGCCAGGGGCGGCGCUGAGGGUGCAUAAACCUGCACUGUUUCAUGUUGUCCCAGCUUGUUAGUGCAUGCAGCGGCUCACCUAUUCCAGGUUGGCUAUAGCAGGCUCUUUGGUUUGGAUGUGUGUCUCCCGCCUCCUCGGCCUCCUCCUUCGUCGUCGUCGUCGUCCUCCUCCUCCUCCUCCUCCUCCUCCGGCGGAUGUGGACGCAAUCUGUUUUAACAGUUUGAACGCCAGUUGGGGCGCAAACUGCUUUAACAGUUUUAACGCCGGCUGCGCGGCAACUGCUGGCCAGGUGUUGGCUCCUCCUCCUCUUCCUCCUCCUCCUCCUCCUCAUCCCUUCUCCUUCUGCCUCCUGCCUCUUUGCCUCCCUUGAUCGGCCCCUCCGUCGCGCGCGGUCUCCUCUUCUUCUCCUCCUUCCUUCCCCAUCCGCACGAGCCGCAGUCAGCUUCGCCUGUGCCCCAGCGUGGCCCGCCCGCAAACUCGGCUCCGAGACGCCGCCGACAGAACACAUAUUUUGCUGAAGGGGGUUCUGUCCACCCUGGGUGGCACGGCGGGCCUGCCGGUGGGCGGCGACGUGCUCCCAGGGCGCGCGUGCCCUGAGGGCCACCGCUGGCGGGCGCCGGCAGGCAAAGGAGCUGCGAGGUGUCCGUUCGAGGUCAGCCUCGGCGUCGAGGAGCACUCGCAGUUUUCGGAAGUCGGGCCAUAUUCUGCGGUUGUGAACAUGACGGCCUC
Molecule: messenger RNA, 1918 nt
Organism: Prorocentrum cordatum
Lineage: Eukaryota; Dinophyceae; Prorocentrales; Prorocentraceae
Source: the annotation of a GenBank genome assembly